Rhodofomes roseus is the source of this 300-nucleotide messenger RNA. RefSeq lists its product as uncharacterized. The record is from RefSeq and is a predicted model, not a curated record. The transcript has 4 exons. Lineage: Eukaryota; Fungi; Basidiomycota; Agaricomycetes; Polyporales; Fomitopsidaceae. The coding region runs from base 1 to 300 and encodes 99 amino acids.
AUGUGUGGCACCGUCACCUCUGCCGCCUUCGAGGCGGAGCUCCGCAUCCGGAGGCCUGACAAGGCUUCUGUCGCCGACGUCGAGACAAAGGAUGCUGUGCCGGAGCACGAGGUCGAGUCCGAGAUCCCCAUCGCUCCUCCUCCGCGGCUCGCCCGCCCCCAAGUACAAGCGCGUGCCGAUCCAGAAGGUGCUCCUCAUGGACGAAGAACUGAAGCAGAGGGCCUGACCGGCGUGGCUCGAUUGCAUGCUGGUAUACAAGAAUCACAUCGCGCUAUCCCCCGCCUAUCCACGGAUGCAUGA